AUGACCGUGGAGAAACCAGCCGCAGGUGUUCGCACCUUCGGCGGCCUUAACAUCCUGGGGCACCUGGCGAGUCUGGGGGCUCACCCUCCCGCAGUGGCUUACUCCAUGACCACCCUGGGAGCAGGCAUGAUGAACAGUAUAUUUAGCUUCUACUAUGUCAAGCUGUUCCUCAACAAGUACAACAUAUCAGAGGGAGCUUUCCAUCAGUCACAAGUGAGUACUGUACUACAGUAACAGAUACUGUAAACUUUCUGGGCAUUAGGUAGCCUAGUGGUUAGAGCGAUGGGCCAGUAACUGAACCAAAUUAUUAUUUAUUAAACAGCAACUGUAGCCGUAGGGCCCUAUGACUAUUAUGUACUUGCAUAAUAGUAGGCCUACAUUGUACACUGCCCAAUAAUAGUAUGUCAAUUCAAAAUGGGACUAACUGGCUUGAUAUGUCAAUGCUCAAUGGUAGUGAGGAAAGUAUGCACAAUGGUAUUCUUGGCCAUGCAGCUUGCUCACACUUUUAUUAAGUGGAACGAACCACACAUGACAGCAUAUACAGUCCUUAGACAUGUAAUUUGGGCAAUUGUGCAAUAUUAGCAACUUCGAGAUACACAUUUCUAUGCAAACAAGACAAUUAUUAUGUCAUCCUUCUUUGUCAUCUCUUCAUCCUGACAGGUGGUGUACAUGGUGUGGAACGCAGUGAACGACCCUCUGUUCGGCUACCUGCAGGAUAACUCCCGCGUACCAUGCUGCUCUCAACGUCGUCUCUCCAUCUUGUAUGGUGCUCCCUUCUACGCACUCGCCUUCCUGCUCGCCUGGUUCCCAUGGCGAGAGUACGCCCCCGGCGACUGGAUGAGCGGCGUCCACCUAAUGGUGGCGUUGUGUGCGUUCGAUGGGAUGCUGACGUUUGUGUUGCUGGCACAGUGCGCCCUCUUUGCAGAGAUAUCAGGCCACCACCAGAGCAGACUGAGACUCAUCAAGUACAACCAGGUAGAAAAGGGAGGUGUUUUGUGAAGUGUUUCUUUUACAAGUUUCAUUUUAGCUGUAUAAGGUAUUUAUUUUGUUGUCUGAAGUCAGUAAAGUGUUCUCACGUUUAUCUCCUCUUCCCCCUCCUCUCCCCAGGUGGCGUCCCUUAUAGGUUCCUCCAGUGUUCUAUUCUGCGGCCUCCUCUCCCAGAACAUGGAUGACUUCCCAUCCUUCCAGGGCUUCACUGUCCUGGUGGCUGUUCUGGCCUGUGGCUGCAUGAUCUACACAGGCCUACACAGUGAGAGCCGCUUCGACACCAAAGAGUCAGCACCGGGGUCAAACGACCAGGGUUCUGGCCAGUCAACUCUUUCCUUCUCCUUGGUGACCUCUAUGACCUUGCAGAUCAUUACCAAUAGGGACUUCCAGCUCUUUGUGCUCAUGAACUUCUUCCAGGUCAGAAAAAAGACUGGGAUACAGCCGCUCAAUGGGGCCACAGAAUGUGGGCACAUAUCACUUGGUUUGUUCUGUUAAUGGGGAUAUAUGAGUGUGUACCACAUCUGACCAUUACAUUUAUAUUUCCUAUCCAUUGCACUUUUUCCAGGUCUUCAUGGUGGCAUUCUAUAAUAACUUCACUAUGAUCUUCGCCGAGCAUCUGAUACCCCCCAACGUGCUGCCAUCACUGGCCAAGAGCUUCAUGUAUGGAGCUGGCUUUAUCUGUCCUCAGGUAACAUACCGCAGCUCAAAACCCUUUAUACUGAGUGGAGGGAGUCACUAACCUCACUCAGCACCACCAGUGUAUUGCAUGGAGUGCCUUGCCAAGUGCUGACCACACAUUAGACCACCUAUUUUCUAGCAUUGCCUUGUUGAUUUAUUCCCAUGGUGUUACUUACUGUACUGUACCUUACUGUCAUCUCUGUGGUGUGUCUCUCUCAGUUGGUGGUGCUGAGCAGUCAGAGCCUGCUCCAGGGCCUGGGCUACUACAAGAUCAUCCUGCUCACCUUCUACGUAGAGGCUGGCAUGGCUGCCGUCAUGCUGGUGCUGGGGCCACAUCACUACUACAUUCUGGCAUUCUUCCUGACCGCUAACAUGUAAGAAGUUAUGUUAUCGAAUUGUCAUUGUAAUGUUAUUAUAUCAUCUAUUUAUAUGUUAUUGUAGUCACUGUCAUUAAUGACAGUGAUUGUCCACAUAUAUCAGUGUCAGUUAUGUAAUUCAGUAACAUGAUUUGCUCCAUGAGUUGGAUAUACAACAGCGCCAUUUUACAACUGUUUGCUUUAUCACACAAACACUUUAAUUGUAAAAAAAAAUUAAUUACAAAAAUAUCUUUGUCGCCAUUAAGGGUCCUUGUCCAGGCAGCCUUCAGUCUGUUUAACCUGCCUCUGGCUGACAUUAUCGACUCAGACCUUCAGAGACACAAGCGCAGGUAAACCCAGGUCUGCUGUGUCACAGUUAUAAUAGUGCCACAUCAGCACACAGUGAACUCCACCCGCCCAGCCAUCCAUUAUAGACAGACAGUAAUAGAACACUACUCCCUCAGGGGUGUCGGCAGGUAGCUUAGUGGUUAAGAGCGUUGUGCCAGUAACCGAAAGGUCGCUGGUUCUAAUCCCCGAGCCGACUAGGUGAAAAAUCUGUCGAUGGGCCCUUGAGCAAGGCACUUAACCCUAAUUGCUCCUGUAAGUCACUCUGGAUAAGAGCGUCUGCUAAAUGACUAAAAUGUAAAUGUAAAAUGUUCUGUAGGCUAACACUGAGCUUCAUAGGCAGUGCUACAGUACCUAACAGCCUCCCUUGUAAGGGCACCUACCUAACAUUACAAAAGUAACUGAGGCUGUAUGUACUUUGUAGGGCACAUUAAGUAUGUAUUGAUAUUAACCCACCAAAGUAAGUGUGGAAGAGGUAUGCUAUUUGGACUUCAAUUGUAAAAUGUUACAAUGAAUGUGCAUCUCUAAGUCACGUAAACACAGUGAUGGAUGUAAACACUAGCAAGGGUAUGACUAAAAAUGCCUUGAGCCCUUGAUGGAAAAUAUAAAUCCAAUCAUUCUAAUCCAUGAUUAGUAUUGUCAUUGUUAUAUCCUCCUUAUGACAUCAAUGUAAGUGGAUCAAGUAUUAAAGCCUUGUUGUGUCCUUUCCCUCUGUGUCCUCUACAGCUCCCCCCUCUCCUCCAUGGUGUUUGGGACCAAUGCUCUGUUCACUAAACCAGCCCAGUCUCUGGCUCCUAUGCUGGUGGUCUCCAUCCUAAACCAGUUUGGCUACGAGAACCUCAAGGACGCUGGGAGGGAUGCAAACCCCAGGUAAGGGCUGCUGGGAGGGUUGCAAACCCCAGGAAAGGGCUGCUGGGAGGGAUGCAAACCCCAGGUAAGGGCUGCUGGGAGGGUUGCAAACCCCAGGUAAGGGCUGCUGGGAGGGAUGCAAAACCCAGGUAAGGGCUGCUGGGACAGAUGCAAACCCCAGGUAAGGGCUGCUGGGAUGGAUGCAAAACCCAGAUAAGGGCUGCUGGGAGGGAUGCAAACCCCAGGUAAGGGCUGCUGGGAGGGAUGCAAACCUCAGAUAAGGGCUGCUGGGAGGAAUGCAAACCCCAGGUAAGGGCUGCAUCUCAAUAGUCUAAAAUGGCCUCUCCUUAUCUCCUUUUUGCUAAUGUCGUAGAAAUAUUUGACUCAAAAGUAGUCAACUUAAAAAUAUUUCUCAAGAGACUGGAGCUUGUGAAUAAAAAAAUUAGACUUUUAUUAUUUGCAUAACAAAGCCGAGCUUGCUCCAUGGAGCAACUGCUUGCCCUGAACCGGAGCUCUCCUUUUAUACAGACACAAAUGCAUAGUCAACAUACAUAGUUACUUCUCUCUAUGUAAAUGAAUAACAUAUUUUCAUUAUCACAUGUUGGCUACUCACGGGGGCUACUUGCGCUUCUCUAAAUGGGGCCACUGUAUCUUAUUAGUGGCGUGACUGAAUUAUGUACAUACGUACAUUAAAGAACAAUCACACUCUGUAUUGACUAUAUUCACUAUCCAGACAUAUAUCUGAAGUACAAAGUAUUAAUCAUGUUCAUUCUGUUUUACCUUUAUCAUUUCAUAACACAUUAUAAAACAUAUCAAUUAAUACUUAAACAUGGUUUAAACAUGUCAUCCGUAACCCAUUCUCAACCACAUACAUUUAAGCAUUUAUCAUUUACCAUCCUCCCUGGCCCUUGAGAUUAUGUGCAUGUGGCUAUGUGUCAGGUCAUAAGCACGAACAAAUGAUAACACUAGUUCCAUUGUUACUCUAAUCUUCACACAGCCACCAUGAGGAGUUGUAUCUCCAUCACGUCAUUGACAUACCCAGACCAGCUGCAGGGAGUUAUGAAAAACACAUAAAUGUCUCUGCUCUGUAUUAACCCUUCAACUGGUUCUCAAUCCAUAAACAUUUAAGGUAUAUAGGUGUUUCAUUCUACCAUAUAUUCCCCCCUGUUGGGACUCUAUAAGUCCCAACCAAUAAAACAAAAGUUAACAUAAAAUGAGUGUAAGCAUGUGCAUAUACUUAUUCUUAGCCUUGCCAUCUGUGGUUACAUGUUUAUAAGAAUAUAUAUUCAGACCAAUGUAUCUUCCUCAUUGUCUGACCCAUCCUGAUGAGGACCCAGAGCCCAGUCAGGUAUUGGUUACGAGUCUGGAAGGUUUUCCUCUAAAUUAACCUCCAAAUUGUUCUAUUGAGCUUUGUAACCAUUGCUCCCCUUUUUGUUUUGUUGUAGCAUUUCCAAUAUACGUGGUAGUAUCCUAACACAUCAAAAUAUAUAAGAAAUAAAUGCAACUUUGUUUUAACCAUAACAUCUAGGACAUGUUAAGAAUAGUGUCAACAUCUUUAGCUUACAUAACCUUUUUUACCCAUAUCACAAUUAUUAUAACAAUCAAAAGAAUCAAUAUCAAUAUCUAAUCAAUUAAUUGCAAUGUCAACAUCAUUAGUUAUUAACAUUAAUAACUUAUUCAAAUCAAUCAGUCACCUUAUAAUUCAUAGUCAUUAUCAGAUUAAUUACCCAAAACAAAUUUAGAAUGACAAUUCUUAGUUAUUCACUUUGGUUCCAUCAUUCAAAGUUAAAUCUCUCACCUUGGCACAUAUUGACACUGGCAGAAUGUAUAUUUAUACUAUCAUAAUUCUAGCAUUAACUUCCUCAUAACGAGAAUUACAACAGAUCAUUAUCUUAAUGCAUUCCUAGUCUAAAUUACUAUAAAUUUAGCAGUGUAUAAUACCUCCUUAAUCAACAUACUCCCUUACUCUACCGGCACUCAAUCUUCUGGCGUCUUCAUUAUGUUCUUCAGAUAGCUUCAUAGUUCAUCUUGGAUUGCCCAUGUCCCAAUUCCAAUGUCACACCUGAGCCGCCCCACCUCCACCAUCAUUCUGUUUUGUCCAUUUGCAAACCAGUAUACCCAAACUACGAAGAACGUUGCAUUUGCAUAGACCUCUCUCCUCCUGCUCACUCCACAUGGACUCCUGUCACAUUCUUGAGAGAAAAGGCACAAAAGAGAAGGCAAUUGAUUGCUUUGAUUUGAUGCUGGAUUCAGGUCUCCUGGCAGAGGUGGUGUCGGACAGGAGCGUCUUCACCGCCUUUGUUGUUCCUCUUCAGCCGGGUAGAGGGUUUUUUGUUUUUAUUGAGGUUCACACCGCUCUGGACCGAAUUAUUUCUACUAUGCAUUAUGACACCAUCCGUAAUAACAUCUUGAAUGUCUGGAAUCUCUCGGUGGUCUGGAAUCUCUCGGCGGUCUGGAAGGUCUUGGAAGUCUCGGUGGUCUCCUAGUCAUCAGUUCCCUCACUCUGGUACAAUGGUUUAGAUGAUACCCGAUCACGCUCCCCUCUAUCCGUACCGCCGUUGGUGUAACCUGGAUGACGAUGUAUGGUCACAUUAGCUGUUAACCUUCCCCAUCACUAGGGUCUCCAGAUCAGCCAGAGUCCCUCUCAAUCUAUCGACAUCAGUCUGCGAAGAGUGUCCUUCUAUCAGCUUACCCAUAGGGAAGCUUGGAGUUACUGCUGCAAAGACACAAGCACAGACACACACAAAAGACAACAAUGCUACCCAAUGGCUGAGGUUGGAACACUCCUAUAGUGGGAAACAUGGAUCUAAGUAUCUGUCUCCACCACUUUUACCAUCAUUAAGGUAGCCAACAACACCUGGUACAGGCCCCUCCACAUAGGGUCUUUCCAGCUCUUUCUUCUGUAGUCUUUUGCCAUCACAUAGUCUCCAGGGCACAGAAAAUACUCAGAUUCUCCUACUCAGUUGGGCAGAGUUAUCUUCACCCAUGAAAAGAAAAUCUGAAGAACAUUGUUAGGUUAGGUGAGACACAGUAUGCUUCUUAUGUCCUCUCAUCCAUCAAGAGAAGCCUUGAAAUGAUGAAGCACACCUGCUACCAGCUUGUUGUAGUCCACUUAUUUCAUGCCUCCUAUCACAAAAACAAAAAAGAUUUAACCUAACCAAUAACACAUUAUUACUACUGCUCAUAUCCUUAAUACACCUUGCAUAUUUCCCCACAAAACCAUUAUAAAACAUUAAAACCUCUGUAAGCCCAACUUCCCCCCUUGGACACAUGCAUCACAUCGUGAUUCAUGUGUUAAAAAAACAAAAGAACAACAAUAUUGCCUAUUAAACCAAAAAUAAUAACUAAACUUAAAAUGACAACCCUUGAGCAUAUCUUUACUUAACUGUAUCCCAUAACACUAUUCAAGGAAUACCUCUCCUUCAGGACUAACUCUCUCACUUCAUCCUUGUCCUGUUUGGACUAAUAUAUAUAUAUAUAUAUAUAUAUAUAUAUAUAUAUAUAUAUAUAUAUAUAUAUAUAUAUAUAUAUAUAUAUAUAUAUAUAUAUAUGAAUUUGUCCAAAUUAUAAACUUCUUCACAAUUAUCCUUAUUAUAUCUAACCCCCUAAUUCAGCAUGCCUCUAGAAUUUACAGUGUGGAUGAUCAGGUCACACUAUAAAGACAGGACAGAUUUCAGAGGUCAUUGAAAUCAUUCAAUGAAUUGUUUCAUCCAAUAGUAUACUACUCAUUAAUAACCAUCAAGACAUUUCAUAAAUGUUGUAUCCCGAGUGUACAGUAAGUCCUUAGUACAGCGCUUUUCAAAAUAAAUCACACACAUUUACUUAUCCCUCAGUAAAUAAAACCCCAAUUACAUGUGUAUGCCCCUUUUAAGAUAUUUCACUUCCAUCCCGUCAAAAAACCCAAAAUAGAAAUAAAAAUCCUAUACAGCUAACAUUUCAUACUAAGUAGUUUGUUUGUGGUUAUUCGAACACCAUAUAGUAAAACAAUAAACAAACAAAAAAUGGCCAGGCCUUAUUUAUUUUGGUAGCUCCCUAAUGACAACCUAAAAAUAAAAGUACUUAAUUUUACUAACUAGUUCCACCCUAACCUACAGACUUUUUUAACAUCCUAAUGAGAUAUAAAGAAAUCCCCAUGUUCCUGGAAGAGAAAGUAUACAUGUCGUUAACAUAUAAUCAACAAUCCAAAGAUAGUAAUUACACACAAAACAUCAUACAUAUAUCCCCAGUCCUAUCUCAUCAACAAUCAUUCGUAUCAAUCUCACUCCUCAGAACUACUCCAUAAAAAGAUUAUAUCAAACCUUUGAAAAAUUAAAACCACUCAAAAUUCCUCUGAGUUUACAAUGAUUAUAUCCUCUUUAAAUCCCAUCAUGAUUAUUGAACCCCUACAUCUGCUCCUUGUGAUCCCAUAUCAAAUAAAGCAUUAUCGUUUACAUUAUCAACAACCUAGGAAAUAUCAGUAACCCCUUUUAUUGUUCCUAACUUCCCUCUAAAUGUCUUCCCUCCAAUACAAUCACGUACACCGCUUAAGUAAGACUAGAUAUGUUAACCCCAGCAUCGAUUUUAAAUUGUUUGAUACGUCGUGUCCUACUUUACCCCUAACAUAAUAUUAUAGGAGACUCCCAUCAAUCCUGGAAAAUUUUUUUUUUAUCCCACUUAGAAGACACUAGAUAAUAACACGUUUUAUUAAGUUAACUACACCUUCCACUAUAAACCUAUAACCCAUUUUUUGUAAUUUAAACAUCGCAAACUGUUGCAUUGAUGUUUUUAAAAAUAUAAACCUAUUGUUUCAUAAUCCAAAACCCAUAAAAAGAUGUCUACUUAAUCCAUUAGGUCAACAGCAACAACUACCUCCCAUCGUUCAAUGUACCAUAAACAAAUGAUCGUUAUCUGAAGUAAUGAACCAUCGUCAUAACUCACCGCUGUUUAAACAAACUAUAUAAUGUCAUAAUAAAAUGAUCAAUGAUCAAAUAUCGUUCCUUAUUCAACUAUCGAGACAUGUUCUUCAUUAGUAAAUCGUCUCCACAAAGCAAUACUACCUAAUAACAUAUCCUCAUUCUCCUAAAUAUAAAUAAUUACUUAUAUUAAACAAUCCCAUUCAACAUCAAGUCAACCUGUCUCAUCACCCAAUUAACUUACUUAUUUUUUAAACCCUCUACAAUAUCUAUCAUACUCUACUGCUAAUUUUCCUCAUAACGGUACCUCAACAGAUGACAAAUUAUUUUACAUUUAUAGUAAAAACCAAUAAAACAUCAAAUUCACCGAUAUGCAAUUUUAAUUAAUAUGUUAUCCUAUCCGACAUGGAUUGGUAGGACAACAUAUUUCCUAUAAUGUUAUCAAUGAAACCAGUAAUUCACGUCAAUAGCAUCAAUGUAAAAGAUUUGCUUUCUGUCCCUUACUGGAUUCGAACCAGGGACCCUCUGCACACAUCGACAACACUCACCAUCGAAGCACCGCCACCCGUCGCUCCACAAAAGCCGCGGCCCCCGCAAAGCAACUACUUCCAGUUCAUAGAGCAAGUGACGUCACCCAACGAAAACUGCACUAGCUCUCACCGCUAACUAGCUAGCAAUUUCCUGCCGAUAAUAUUCAACCUCCUACGACUUCCUACAAAAAAUGCGAUCCUUGUACACCUAAUGUAACCCAUAAUGUCCCUUAUAGCGCUCUCACGUUUCAGCAAGCCCCAAUGGUUAACACCUGCAGACAAAAAUGGAAAUUCUUCCAUUUUUGCUAGCAGACCUAAUAAAACACACUUUCAAACAGCGUUCUGCAUUUACCUCUAUCAUAUGGUUUAAAAACGAACUUAACAACAUUAACCAUCCUAAAUUGCCGUAGUAACGUCAUGUUUGGUUCAGUUUAUCUAUUACCAUAUAAGACAUUCACUUCUCCAUGCGUCGUAAACUAUAUCCUAUUUCUCUUGUAAUCAACUAAAAUCAUAGCCACGCAAUUAAACCAUCACUCCGCCAUUAUCAGAAUGAAUGAGAUCUAUUCAACUAUCCUUUCUAAGUAAGCUACAAGUAACACCAAACACUUGCUGUAGUUUACCAUCAUAUAUUGAAAUCAUCCAUUUAUCACGAUCCAAUUUAUUUAUAGACAUAUUCCACCAUUGUCACUCGUUUAAUCAGCAAAACCUUAUUCAAUGUCCAAAAAAAUUACUACCACGCACUCUUCUCUCCAUACCCGUUAACAUUUUCACAUGUUAGUCAUUUAGCUGAUGCUCUUAUCCCAAGCGACCCACAAUUAGUGAGCUCAUACAUUUUUAUACUUAUACUAGCCCCCCUUGGGAAUGGAACACGCAACCCUGGCGUUGCAAGCACCGUGCUCUACCAACUGAGCUACAGAGGACCACAGAUGAGCGUAUAGUGCAUUUUUCUGAUAAUGUUAUAAUUGUAGCCUAUUGCAUUACUUUAGUUUAAAAUAUAAGUUUGUUUAUUCAACAAAUCUAGAACCCACUAUAAAUUGGUGCUAUUCCCUCAGCAUAAUAGCCAAAGCUCCUUGCAUCCCCUGGUUCACAUAACGAAAAUAAAUUAUAAUUCUAGAAUUCACCAACUAUUCGCAUACAUCACUGGUGUCACGCAAACUAUAGAAUAAAGUAAUAACAAUUAGAAUUUGUCAAAUAAAUGUUUUCCAUCCAACUAUUCAAACUUGCUUCAAAUAUCUCUUUCAGCUUGAUACAGUCAAGCAAGUACGACUCUCUUUUACCUGGAAACUAGUUCAUGGCAUUAGUAAAGUCUAUUCACAUCCCAACAAUAACUACUAAUAUAUGUAUAUUCAUAUUAUUAAAAGACCUUACUUUCAUUCCAGUCUACCUAAACAAUUCAAAUUAUGGCCAUAACUAUCGCAAUUGCCAGUCCGCUAUUCAAAUGUAUGUAACUGUCCUUUCUGAUCAGACUAUAGACACUCCUCCCUCUUUCCCGUUGAAUAAGUGAGUCCUUCAGUCUGAAAAGACGCAGGCUGCUAAAUCGUCCAGUCUUAUCCUGACUGCUCCGUCAAUCUAAACAACCCACAACCAUAGUUGAACUAUACUUAGAAAACCUAGACUCUGAUCAGCGAUGCAGAAUCUAUGCUUUAUUGAAAAGACAAGUUAAUCCUCCUUUAUUUCAAUGAUAAUGGUCAGUCGUUUUAGUAUCUGGCACAUACCACACUUUAUCAGAAAAUAGCUUUGAAGGACACAGAUCUCACACGCUCAACGUAAAUAACUUAGCAGUCAACAAGUCAAACCCCACAUUCAUUGAUUUGGAAACAGAUCUAACGACCUAACCAAAUGAAUUAUAUUUUCCCCUAAUAUACUACAAUUCCUUGACUAUAUCACCUCUGCUUCUGAAAUAAUAGAUAGUUUAUUAUAAUGCUUAAUUCCACCACAUGCUCUAUGUACUUUCUCCCAUCCCCACGUACGUCUACGUGCAAGUCAACACCUAUAAUGUUAUCCAAUCCCUCGUAAUAAAUUACACUCCCAUAAAAUUCAUUAUAUUCUAAUAUAUUCACAUCUACCAAACCAUUCAUGUUUCUAAUGAUUCUUUAUUGCCACAAAUCAAUUAAUCACAAUCUAGUCUCAGCGGAACGAACAACAAAUUACCCAAAUCCUUCCCCAGUCAUAGAAUCCUCCCAGAAUCGUAUAUGCUGGUCACUAUUCACUGAUCUUACAAAAUUCCAUGACAGGCAUUGUUGUACGAAACUCCAAGAUAUAAUUUACAAGAAAAGCUUAUUAUUCCAACGUGUAUAUAUAUAUAAUUAUCAUACACACCUCUAUAUCUCAUCAUUCAAACUUUAGAGUGCGACUCAUUUACACCAUUAUACCACUCUUAUUCCAUAUUUAUACAAUGUUGUUCUCAAACGCGCUUAAUUACUAUUUGUAUAACCUACAGGAAUAUUUUAUUCUACCAAAGAUCCCAAAUUUGGAAUGUUAACCCUAUCCCAGUUAUUAUUUUACUGUAGUCAAUUUAUCAUAAUACUACAUCACCUCUAAAGUUUCCAAAUAUAAUGUCAGAAACAUACCCUAAAAGAUUGAUCAAAAUACAAUGCAUAGACGUCAUAUGAUCACACCGGUACACGUGACCUGUUCCUCCAACAGGAUUUAUUCUACCCCUCCUGGUAACGUGAAUUUUAUACACUCAGUUGGUCAAUGAAUAUCCACGCACCAUUUAUUCUUCUCUUUCCUAAUGUGAGAUUGGGCACGCCCUUUCUCCAUCAGACAGAAGCUUCAAACGACCUCAAAUAUAUUUCCUUUCCUUACAGAAAGGCUAUUUACUUGCAGGAUUUCUCACUCACACAGAUGAGCAGCCACUUGUACCCAAAUGAAUCAGACAGUUUAAUGACUCACAGUAGCCCAAGCAAACCACUCAUCCACAUGAUCAGACCUACUCUAUUUAACACUUUCUCUAUAUUUUGAAGCCUUAGUGACUGUUUAUCCCGUUCACCUACUCAGGAUGACUGGUGUUAACUCCAAUUUAUGUCACCUACUGAGGAUUACCUAUCUUUUUACCUGAUCAACCCUUUCUGAUUCACUUCCCCGACACAAGAAAGACGAUUUUAUACAGGAUUCUUAUUUAUUUAGCCCCCUAGGUGAUACACUUCCUCGACACACCUGGACUUCUACUACGCUUUCCUAAGCAACCUGUAAAUUCUGCCCUUUUUUUUUCUGAUACACUUCCUCGACACAGAAAAUAAGCAGUAUUGCACAGGAUUUCUGCCUACCUAAGCAGCCUAUAAAUGAUACACUUCCUCGACACGUUUAUAGCGGUAUUCGCAGGACUUUCUAACAUGUUAUUGUCUGAUCGCUCAACCAGAUGGACAACCGCCCGUGCCGAAAUGACCCAGACAAAGCGAUCAGCAGGAUGAAUCAAAUGAAUUGAACAGACGGUUCAGACGAACAACUGAGUGACAUCGACAUGUAUUCUUAAAUUCAAAAGCUCCCAGUCUCUAAUUUUCUGGUUCUUAAAUUUGGAGAGACCUACUUGGUUUUCUGCAGCUGAGGCCGUGCCCCGGAUCGAACCACACAAACUUUAUACUAUAUAAGUAAGAACUUGGCUUACCUAUUAAAAGCGGCCGCUUUUGUUUGUAUGGUCCGUCCAAGCCAUUUCAUAACUGCAGAUGUACACCAUCUCUGGCCCCUGUUGUCAACUCCUGGCAAGCUCGCCAAUUAUGUCGUAGAAAUAUUUGACUCAAAAGUAGUCAACUUAAAAAUAUUUCUCAAGAGACUGGAGCAUGUGAAUACAUUUUUUUGACUUUUAUUAUUUGCAUAACAAAGCCGAGCUUGCUCCAUGGAGCAACUGCUUGCCCUGAACCGGAGCUCUCCUUUUAUACAGACACAAAUGCAUAGUCAACAUACAUAGUUACUCCUCUCUAUGUAAAUGAAUAACAUAUUUUCAUUAUCACAUGUUGGCUACUCACGGGGGCUACUUGCGCUUCUCUAAAUGGGGCCUCUGUAUCUUAUUAGUGGCGUGACUCAAAAAAUUAUGUACAUACGUACAUUAAAGAACAAUCACACUCUGUAUUGACUAUAUUCACUAUCCAGACAUAUAUCUGAAGUACAAAGUAUUAAUCAUGUUCAUUCUGUUUUACCUUUAUUAUUUCAUAACACAUUAUAAAACAUAUCAAUUAAUAUUUAAACAUGGUUUAAACAUGUCAUCCGUAACCCAUUCUCAACCACAUACAUUUAAGCAUUUAUCAUUUACCAUCCUCCCUGGCCCUUGAGAUUAUGUGCAUGUGGCCAUGUGUCAGGUCAUAAGCACAAACAAAUGAUAACACUAGUUCCAUUGUUACUCCAAUCUCCACACAGCCACCACGAGGAGUUGUAUCUCCAUCACAUGUCAUUGACAUACCCAGACCAGCUGCAGGGAGUUAUGAAAAACACAUAAAUGUCUCUGCUCUGUAUUAACCCUUCAACUGGUUCUCAAUCCAUAAACAUUUAAGGUAUAUAGGUGUUUCAUUCUACCAUACUAAUUGUAUUAUUGUGGUGAGAACUGAACAGGUGAAAGUGAAGUCCCUAUAGACAUCCAUUUUGCUUGUAUCUGACCUGUCUUCAGAUAAGUGAGGAGAGGAAGGCACUUUAGAUUAUCAAGAACGACCAUUUAAAAUCCUGUUCAGUGUUUUGCAUUAUUAGCAAUAAUCCAUGUUUGGAGCAGCAUGCAAAUUAACUUUAGCCUGACCAAACCAGUCUUACUGUUACGGCCUUGUGUAUUUUGGGGCUGUAGGAGUAGGAAUGAGAGUAGGAGUAGGAAUGAUCUAGGAUUGGUUCACUGCCAGCGAGUCACCUGCUGAAUUAAAGUAGCAUUUGAUUCAUUUCAGGUGCAGAUGUCACACAUUGUUAUCCGUAGUUGUAGUGUUUGACAACUUGCUGGGGUUAUAUCUUGAACUCUACUGUUACGCUUACUGAGAUGACUGCUUACUUCCCCUAGUGGUGAAAUAACCGCAUUGACAUGUUACAUUAAUUGUGUCAGUGAACCAAUGUACGACAUGGUAGUUAAUUAUACGCUACUUUAAUGUGUCUCUAUCGUAGUAUUAUUAGAUGUAAUUUUUUAUAAAUUGUCUUGAUACACAGACAUACUGGUUGAAUUCAUGACAACAUAUUUCCAGUAGCUCCUCUAUGUCUUGUAACAUAUCCUGUACUGUCUGAAUAAUGUCCUACUCCUCCCCUGCAGUGACUUGGAGGCCCUCCACACCACCAUGUUCUACCUGGUGUGUGUGGUGCCCAUGUGUGUCGCCGCCCUGCAAGUCUUCGCCUGGAGGCCCUUCUCAAUACGCAACAGUCACACCGUGGACACCAAGUAUAUCGACGGCUGA
Molecule: messenger RNA, 13994 nt
Organism: Coregonus sp. 'balchen'
Lineage: Eukaryota; Metazoa; Chordata; Actinopteri; Salmoniformes; Salmonidae
Source: the annotation of a GenBank genome assembly